This is a messenger RNA of Oncorhynchus masou masou (cherry salmon), 4196 nucleotides long. RefSeq names its product E3 ubiquitin-protein ligase RNF19A-like. The record is from RefSeq and is a predicted model, not a curated record. NCBI's taxonomy places the organism in Eukaryota, Metazoa, Chordata, Actinopteri, Salmoniformes, Salmonidae. Bases 1 to 1071 code for a protein of 356 amino acids. The transcript has 4 exons.
AUGGCGUGGACUAGUGACAUCAGGUUGGCUUGGAGGGUAUUCCAAGACCCGAUCAACGACCUCAACGGGUCAGCGUUGGGGUCGGCUUCCUCAACGGGUCAGCGUUGGGGUCGGCUUCCUCAACGGGUCAGCGUUGGGGUCGGCUUCCUCAACGGGUCAGCGUUGGGGUCGGCUUCCUCAACGGUGUUCCCCCCUGUCCCCCCCUGCUCCAGGUUGGAGGUCCAGGCUGAUGUUCAGAAGGAGAGGUGUAGUCUGAGUGGAGAGUCGGCCACCUUCAGCUUGGGAACAAUCAGUGACAACGCCAGCACCAAAGCAAUGGCUGGAUCCCUUCUCAACUACAGAGACGGGACCAGUAUGGAGGUGCAGGUGGACAUAGAGCCGGGUAAGUCUGCUGGUCAACUGCACGACCACACUAUGGAUGAUGGGAGAGACGCUGGGCGCUGUGGCUGGUCCUGCCACUCUGGAUGCCCCUCGGAGGACCAGGAUGGCACCGCCAAGUCCUCCUCUUCCUCGGGGAAGAAGAGUAAAAGCAAGCUGAAGAAGGGAGGAGGCUGUAAGAUCCAGGAGACGAGGGAGGAUAUGGAUGCUCGUCUCCUUGAGCAGCAGAGCACCCACUCCUCCGAGUUUGACUCUCCCUCCCUCGGCGGCUCUCUGCCGUCCGUCGCCGACUCUCACUCCUCCCACUUGUCAGAGUUCAGCGGCGGCUCUGACCUGGAGAUCACGAAGACGUCCUGCAGCCACGGAUCCUCGUCUGACUACCACAGCCGCUUCUUCACAGUCAGCCCUCUGCCUGAAGUGGAGGGAGACCGGCUGGAGGCGUUACCCUCCCCCCGGGGUGUCCUCUCCCAGCCUCACUCCCCGGUCUCCUCGCCCUGUCCCGAGGUGUCCGUCUCCCCUCUGUGUCUGAUAGCAGAGGAAAACAUCAACCGGGUGUGUCCUGCGAAGGCAGAUUGGGACUGUAUUACAGGAGGAGCCCUUUCCGUCGGACAGCUGCUGCAGGAGAACAACAACAACCUGCAGGCCCGUCCCUCCAGCCUGCUCCAGACCUCCUGUAUUCAGACUGACAUCUGACCUCAAAACAACCGUCUUUGGUUUCACAGAAUUAUUUUGGUUUCUUUCUUCCCCAGAAGACAAAAGCUUUGAAUGGACAUUUUCUGUCGUCCAGAAGUGUUGAAAUGAAGCAGUGGAGAAACCUCAGUCAGUAGGACUUGUUUCAAUAACAGCAAGGUGAAGGCUGUUGUUUCCUGUCAUGUGACCCCCUAUUGCAGUGUUUCCGACUGGCUGCUGUCCCUCCUCACAAGCAGGAGUGAAAGAGACCCGUCUCUGACCUCCGGGCGGACUGUCAGUCAAGCUGGGGAUCAGGACGCAACGUUCAGGAGCCUUCAAGCUCUCAAAACGCCAAGUUGAACUUUAAUAUGAACCAGGCAAUACUUUCCUCAGUCUUCUUUUCAGUUUUAAAAUGAGUUUAUAAUUAAGCCACUUCUGUUAAGUGAUGAUUUGUACUUAUUAUAAUUCGAUACUAGUCCGCUGGAAGGAAUUUAAAAAGCCUGGUAGUAGUUUAUCUACGGCUAGCUGAGAGGGACAAAGUACUGGAGCAGAGUACUGUUGCUAGGUAGAAGUAGAGCUGGGUCUCUGGAAGGCCAUGGUUUAAACAUCCCGAAGAUGGAUGAAUCACGCCGAGGGUUAAUUAUAAUAGCCACAACCCACCAAUGAGAGAGUCACUUCCUUGAAAUUGUUUAACAAAUAUUUUUCAACCGUCAGUAAAAUAAAAUUGUGCUUUUUUUUUCAGGCUGGAGAAGCUUUUCACCUCACAUUAUAAGAUAACUUUAAUAUCUGUUAUAACCAAUGGUUUAUAUAUACACUAGAUGACUGACAGGGGGCGCUGUGUUGAAGCCACCGUGCCUUCAUCUUGGCUCUCCCCCCUCCAUUGUAAAGAAAUGUUUUGGAAGCUAAAGAAAUGUAUUAACUGGUUUUAACAACAUGUAUUCCAUUACAGACACCUCAAUACUUUUACAUUAUAUUAUGUGAGCUAAACGUACAAAUAAAAGAAUAUAUAACAUUUUCCUUUUUAGAUUAAUGUUACUGUCCCCACUAAAACAUAAAAAAAAUACUUAAAUACAUGUAAUGUUAUCCUUGAAACAUUUGAUUGAAACACUGUAGAAUUCCAUUCAUUCCUAUGGAGGCCUGCUCCUAAUGGAGAGAGCCAAUAUGGCCGACUGGUGGCUUCAAAGCAUCUCAAUGGCCAAUACAUAACAUCAGUAAUCCAUCCCCUAAUGGAGAGAGCCAAUAUGGCCGACCGGUGGCUUCAAAGCAUCUCAAUGGCCAACACAUAACAUCAGUAAUCCAUCCCCUACUGGGGAGAGCCAAUAUGGCCGACCGGUGGCUUCAAAGCAUCUCAAUGGCCAACACGUAACAUCAGUAAUCCAUCCCCUAAUGGAGAGAGCCAAUAUGGCCGACCGGUGGCUUCAAAGCAUCUCAAUGGCCAAUACAUAACAUCAGUAAUCCAUCCCCUAAUGGAGAGAGCCAAUAUGGCCGACCGGUGGCUUCAAAGCAUCUCAAUGGCCAACACAUAACAUCAGUAAUCCAUCCCCUAAUGGAGAGAGCCAAUAUGGCCGACCGGUGGCUUCAAAGCAUCUCAAUGGCCAAUACAUAACAUCAGUAAUCCAUCCCCUAAUGGAGAGAGCCAAUAUGGCCGACCGGUGGCUUCAAAGCAUCUCAAUGGCCAAUACAUAACAUCAGCAAUCCAGGGUUUAUAUAAGUUGGUUAUUACUCAUUGUGCCUUUUGAAAAGGAAAAGCUGUUUUUCCUCUUUCUGAUCGUCUGCAUCUCUCCACCUCUUCGAGACUUUAAAAAGCCAAACCAACAGGUUUCAGACGGUCUCUCUUGACCGUGCCAGGAGAGAUACUGGACGAGUAGGGCUUCAUAAUUCUGUGGUAGACUUACACGUCUUGUUCAAUUGCCUACCAAAGACACCACUCAGGCUCUUGAGAACUCUUGUUCCUGGUAACCCUUGACGACGUCUGUUUUGUCAUCCCCCAGACUCCGCCUGGUGCAGCAUGUCUACACCAUGUGGUUAAACAUGUCAAAAUAAACACAGGAAUAUAUACAGACUGCUUUUCUGUUGUUGUUUGUUGUUGUCUAAUACGCUUUACAAAUGCUACGCAAAUAACAGGAGGCCAGAGUCUCCUGCUGUUAACCAGACUGGUUACAUAAAUGUACUGCAAUGCUCAGAGUGUAUGUACGGGGAUAUCAUCAGUGCCCCCCCCUCUAUUCCUGUCUGUGUCCCAAAUGGAAGUCUGUUCCCCGACACAGUGCACAGGUAGUGUGCUAUCUAGAGAGUAGUGUGCCAUCAGGACGGCAGGGCGUCUGGUCCGCGUCUCCUGCCGGUCUGUGAAGACGUGUGGCUGAAUGAUGUCAUCUCUGGACUGAUUUAAAUGCUGCUGCCUCUCCUCCCCUCACACACGUUGUCUGUGUUUAUUCCCUGAUUAAUUCUCUGCACUGUCCAUUUCCUGUUGGUUUAAUUCUCUGCGCUGUCCAUUUCCUGUUGGUUUAAUUCUCUGCACUGUCCAUUUCCUGUUGGUUUAAUUCUCUGCACUGUCCAUUUCCUGUUGGUUUAAUUCUCUGCACUGUCCAUUUCCUGUUGGUUUAAUUCUCUGCACUGUCCAUUUCCUGUUGGUUUAAUUCUCUGCACUGUCCAUUUCCUGUUGGUUUAAUUCUCUGCACUGUCCAUUUCCUGUUGGUUUAAUUCUCUGCACUGUCCAUUUCCUGUUGGUUUAAUUCUCAGCACUGUCCAUUUCCUGUUGGUUUAAUUCUCUGCACUGUCCAUUUCCUGUUGGUUUAAUUCUCUGCACUGUCCAUUUCCUGUUGGAUUAAUUCUCUGCACUGUCCAUUUCCUGUUGGUUUAAUUCUCUACACUGUCCAUUUCCUGUUGGUUUAAUUCUCUGCACUGACAAUUUCCUUUCCUAUACUUUAAACACUAGUGCCAGUUAGAUUUUCUAAUUUGUGCAGAAUGACAUUAUCCUGUCCCCAGCUCUGUGUUCGAUGUGGUAAUGACCAAAGGAGAUGGACAGAGGACACACACAGAUCUGGGACCAGGCUAGAAUGGCAUUUAACGGUAUCUGUAUAUUAGUUUGCUAAUUUCCUUUUACAAUGUGUGUAAAAUGCAUAUCUAAAAAAAUAAAUAUCUCUUUAACUUUU